AUGACCUUUUCUUUUUAUGAUGAAAUAGAGAUUGAGGAUUUUGAAUUUGACGAAGAGACAAAAACAUAUCAUUACCCAUGUCCAUGUGGUGAUCGCUUCGAAAUAACAAUAGCAGAUUUAAUGGAUGGGGAGGAUAUAGCUAGAUGCCCAAGUUGUUCUUUAAUGGUUCGAGUUAUUUAUGAUCCGGAGGAUUUCCAAGAUGAUGAUCAGGAAACAAAUGUAGAACCUGGAAAACAAGCGAUUACCGUAUAA
Molecule: messenger RNA, 252 nt
Organism: Rhizophagus irregularis DAOM 181602=DAOM 197198
Lineage: Eukaryota; Fungi; Glomeromycota; Glomeromycetes; Glomerales; Glomeraceae
Source: RefSeq, a predicted model, not a curated record